GUGAUGAGGAUGACGAGGGCGAUGACACCGACUGCAGCAGUAGCCACAUUUGGUCGCCCGCGCAGUCCAAUUCCAGCAGCCUCCUGACGCUGCAUGGAGACCGGAGUGGUGGUGGUGCAGCAGCAGCAGCAGUGGAAUCAUCAGCCCAGCAGAAGCGACCCCGAGACAUGUCCGGGCAGAUCGCGAGUGGAGGAGUACGGAGAUUCGGCUCUGCGAGAGACCCCGUGUCACGACCACAGCCCACAGGCUGCGAGGCGGACAUCAGCUCGUCGGGCAGCACCAACAGCACGUCGUGCAUGUCCCUGUCGGAGCACGGGGCUCGAGGGGGUCGCAUCCCAGGGGCCCAGUCACUGAGAACCCCGUCCCCUUGUCAGGGUCUCGCGGAGACCCCUGCGCUAACCCGGCCCAGCCCUGGCCGUGUUCCCCCUCCUCUUCCUUCUCCUCCUGGCCUCAUCGCGAGUCCAGUCGCCGGCUCCGCGAGCGCCCGGCCCAGCGCGCUGCCUCUGCUCCUCCCCGUGCACUGCGCGGCGCCUCGCAGCCUCGCGCUCGGCCCACGUUCUCCAGCCAAGCCCCUGCCCAGCCCCACGACGGGCUCCCCCCGGGACGGUCCCAUACCCCUGCUGACCCUGCUGACGGAGACAACGGAGGGGUCUGCGGACCCCGAAACGGGGGGCCUGGUUUCACCCCCUGGGCCCCCUACAAGGGGCUCUGGUCUCUUGGCGCUGUCUCCGGCGAGCAGCAGCAGCAGCAGCAGCUCCAGCCUGAACCGCGUGGGCGACGCGUCCAGCCCGCCAGCCAGAAGGUGGCGGUACCCCUCGUCCUCCGAGGGCCACGGGGCCCGCUCCACCAUCCCGGAGCAGCACCUCACCCCGCUACAGCAGCAGCGUGACGUCACCAUCCGCCACCUGCGGGCCCGGCUCCGCGACAGCGAGGGCCUCCUGGGGCACAGGGAGCGGGAGGUGCAGGAGCUGAAGUCCCAGCUGGAGCGCAUGCGCGAGGACUGGGUGGAGGAGGAGUGCCACCGCGUGGAGGCGCAGCUGGCGCUCAAGGAGGCGCGCCGUGAGAUCCGGCAGCUGCGGGAGGCGGUGGACGUCAUGGAGGUGAGCCUGCACGAGAAGGACCAGGGCCUCCAGAAGUACUUUGCCGACAUCGGCCUCCAGAACCGCAAGCUGGAGGCGCUGCUGCACAGCAUGGAGGUGGCGCAGGGCGGUGCCCGCCAGGACGGGGCCGACGGUGGCGAUGGCGAUGCGGCACACAGCCCGGUCUCGCGCGGCGACGACCUGGGCUUCGCCGACGAAUCGCUCACCGCCGAGACGACCGAGUCGCUCGGCCGGGCGGGAGUGGCGGGAGUGGGAGGAGACGGAGGAGACGGCGGAGACGGAGGAGGAAUACGGGGGGCGGCGGCGGCGGAGAACGAGGUUCCGCGGACCGCCGUGGCCGCAGCCGCCGGUGUCUUGCGGCGGGGAGUGGCGCGCGGCUCUCGCGGGCUGGAGGUGUCGCUGCUGGAGGAGAAGAUCGGCCGGAGCGAUCAGCAGCAGGAGGAGGAGGAGAACGUGGGGUUGGGCGUCCUCUCCAUCCGGAGCCAUUGCCGCCCGUACAGGAAGUCGCCCACGUCGGCCGAGCUCGGCGUCCAGGCCGACAUCGUCAUCUGCGACACGGGACCUCCCAGCUCCUCCUCCUCCUCGUCUUCCGCCGCCACCACCGCCGGCGUCUCCUCUACGAGCGACGGCAAACUCGUCGACCUCUCGCAGUCCGACCCGACCACCAUCCUCCUGGUGUCGCCGUCGUCGGGCGCGGUCCGGCGCCGCUGCCGCUGCGUGCCGCCCCGGAGACGUCUCCUGCUCGGCACCGACGCGGCCGCCGCCGGCGUCGGCGGUGUCGGCGUCGGCGUCGUCGUCACGCCGAACAACGACGACGUCGUCGGCGUUCAUUUCUGGAGCCGCUACGCCGUGCUGGACUGGGCGGCCGUGGCGGUGCCGCUCGUGCCCACGGUGGCCUGGCUCGUGAGCCGGCACCGCGCCGGCGAGCUGGCCCGCCAGGAGCCGCUCUACAACAUCGCGACGGUGCUCCGCGGCUGCUGCCUGCUGGCGCUCUCCCGGCUGAGGGUGGCACCGCAACAGCUCUAGGCUGCCGGAGUCGGCGGUGUGGCCGCUUGUGAAGGAGGUUCAUGGUGCGAGCCCACCCCCCCUCUCC
This is a messenger RNA of Lethenteron reissneri (Far Eastern brook lamprey), 2193 nucleotides long. RefSeq names its product syntaphilin-like. Gene Ontology annotation, cellular component: cytoplasmic microtubule. The record is from RefSeq and is a predicted model, not a curated record. Gene Ontology annotation, biological process: synapse maturation; axonal transport of mitochondrion. NCBI's taxonomy places the organism in Eukaryota, Metazoa, Chordata, Hyperoartia, Petromyzontiformes, Petromyzontidae.